AUGUCGGCCGUCGCCUACGUGGACUUUGUGGCGGCGCAGUGCCUGGUCUCCAUCUCAAACCGCUCUGCCGUGCCCGAGGCAGCGCGGCUGAAGGUACCGGACGAGGGGGAGGCGGCCCGGGAACUGCGCGACCCCCGCGACGCCUGGAAGGACUACUGCGCCCUGCUGGCCAUCGCCAAGAGCCUGCUGGAGCUGAACAAGUACCGGCCGCUUCCCGCUCCCUCCGUCUGCAGCGACAGCGUGGAGAGCCCCGACGAGGACGCGGGCUCCGACAGCGACGCGGCCACCGAGCCGGGCUCCAGUCCGCCUCGCAGCCCGCCGCCGGGGCCGCCCCCUCGCCUUCGAGCCGCCGGGGCCGUCCCCAAGGGGAAGCUGGUGGCGGAGAAGCGGCACAAGUGCCCCUACAACGGCUGCGGCAAGGUCUACGGCAAGUCCUCCCACCUCAAGGCGCACUACCGGGUGCACACAGGUGAGCGACCGUUCCCCUGCACAUGGCCUGACUGCCUUAAAAAGUUCUCCCGCUCCGACGAGCUCACCCGGCACUACCGAACCCACACCGGUGAGAAGCAGUUUCGGUGCCCCCUCUGUGAGAAGCGGUUCAUGCGGAGUGACCACCUGACAAAGCACGCCCGCCGCCACACUGAGUUUCACCCCAGCAUGAUCAAGCGUUCCAAAAAGUCCAGCUCCAGCAGCAACUUGUGAAGGCAGGGCUGGCCUGGGAAGAGGAGCUGACGGGAUGCUGAGCUGUGGUGAGGAUGCAGGCAGUGGCACUGGCACACAAGCACUGCUGUGGCACUGGUUGCCUCGCCACGCGAGAGCACGUGUAGCCAACAUUCACACAUACACAAAAAAAAGAGUACUUCACGCCUUGCUGCCCAUCCUCUACCUCCCCACACUGCACUGGGAGUGGUAGUCUGGAGCAAGUGGGCUGCCGGGUGAGAGGAGAAAAGGGGAUGGCCAGCAGAGGAGGCAACCACCUCCUCUAAUGUAAAGCAUUGAUGCUGGUGUACAUACAUCUGACUGAAUGGUCUGGCCUGUGCCACCACAGUAGCGUGACCCUAAGGUCUUUGUGAUUGCUGUGUCAUGAACGUAUUUUGUUGAACAGUGUAAUGCUGCUUGUAUUUAAAGUCUGCCAAGUAAAACUGCUUUCCACGUCACAUAAAUAACUCAGAUAAAAACUCUGUAGCACAUCGUAGAGUGGGUUUACUUCUGUCUCAGAACAAUCCUGGGUUUUAAAGAGACUGGUAAGAGAAACAUUACAUAAGUUACUAAUAGCAUCUGAUUGAUAAGAUGAAUUUAUACUCAAGAAGGCCCAUCAAAGUAAAUGGGUCUUUUAAAUUUUUCUUUGUAUUAAUGAUACUUUUGCAUAUAAGCUGCACUUUUCCAGUGAAAACAUGUAUAAUUCAAGAAGAUAUUUAAAGAAGAGAAAAAAGAAACAAACCAACAACAAAAAACAAUCCACAACAUCUCAGUCAUAUGUGUAUUUAGCUGUUUUAUUCGCUUACCUGGA
Molecule: messenger RNA, 1510 nt
Organism: Indicator indicator
Lineage: Eukaryota; Metazoa; Chordata; Aves; Piciformes; Indicatoridae
Gene: KLF9
Product: KLF transcription factor 9
Exons: 2
Coding region: 1-702 (233 amino acids)
Biological process (GO): regulation of transcription by RNA polymerase II
Molecular function (GO): RNA polymerase II cis-regulatory region sequence-specific DNA binding; DNA-binding transcription factor activity, RNA polymerase II-specific
Source: RefSeq, a predicted model, not a curated record